Molecule: messenger RNA, 1703 nt
Organism: Poecilia reticulata (guppy)
Lineage: Eukaryota; Metazoa; Chordata; Actinopteri; Cyprinodontiformes; Poeciliidae
Source: RefSeq, a predicted model, not a curated record
UAGAGAGAGAGAAAGAGACAAGAUGUUUCUUUAGUAAUAAAACCACUUAAAGGAACAGCGACGUUGAGGAUCCUGUACAUGGGUUUCAUUUCUGCCUGUAUUUCCCCCUGAAGCAGUUGACACAGCAGUCACAGCUGUUUAAGUUCUGCAGCUGCACAAUGUCCAACUCCUCUCUGCCUCCCUGGACUGUCAAGUCCUCCAAGGAUGAUCACACAAACGUGGAUGUKGAAGCCGUCAUGGAAAAUGUCGGCAUUGUCCUCUUCACAAUGACYGUCGUGUUUGGRAUCACAGGAAACUCUUUGGUGAUCUGGGUGGCUGGAUUCAAACUCAGGCCAAAGGUUACCAACGUGUGGCUGGUGAACCUGGCGAUAGCCGACCUCAUCUUCUGCGUCACAAGAGUUUCCUCCCUGAUCAAGAAGCUCUUCUUCGACCACUGGCCCUUUGGAGAAUAUUUCUGCAGRUUUCACGGCUUCUGUAAAUAUGCCAACAUGUUCUGCUCCGUCUUCCUGUUGGCUGUGAUCAGCUUGGACAGGAUGAUCAGUGUGUGGAGGCCCUUCUUCACAAAGCGACGCCGUACCCUGUAUGCUGCCAGGGUGGUGGCAGUCUGUGUCUGGAUCGCAGCCAUCCUCUUCAGUAGUCCCUACUUGUUCUACCGCCAAGUCCACCUGGGAGAGAACAACAUGAGCAAAUGUUCUUUUGAGGUGAAGGGGGAAGGCAGCACACUGAGAUAUGCUCUGUAUUUUAACAGGUUCCUGUGUGGCUUUGUUUUCCCCUUCAUGGUCAUUCUUAUCUGUUACAUCAUGGCUGCCAUCGGCAUCCGACGCACUCGCCUUGCRGGAAAGACACGCCCCCUGCGUAUCCUGCCAUUGCUGGUCAUUACAUUCUUCUUGUGCUGGGGUCCUUACCACUGUCUGCUCCUUGUGAAGAUGGUGGAUAAAAAUAAUGCAGUGCUGAAAAUCUGGCAUCCUUUGGCCAAUGGCUUUGCCUACUUUAACAGCUGCGUGAACCCGCUGCUGUACUUCUGCAUGGGRCUGUAUGUUAAGCCGGAGCUGGGAUUUAAUYUAACAGGAAUUUGUAAGAAAGCUCUGACUGAUACUGAUACUGAAGAACAGGUGACCCAAUCAGAUGGCUGAAAAAGCAGUGCAUCAAAAUAAAACUUUGUGUUUGUAGAAAAAACACAAGUCAAAGUGAUUCUUGUUGGUCGCUAGACUUCGGGUUCCUGAAAAUGUUGCAUACAUUCCAAAUGUAAAAUCUUUGUUAGAUAGAGUUGUACAACAUAUUCAAUUCAACUAAAUACUCUGCUCAGCAUAUCACUUUUUACCAAAACAUGUACUUCCAGUUUCUUUUAUUAUUUUUUUUUUGUGCUUGUGAUUUACAAUGAAGGGAGAAAGUCAAAGUGUCUGUUGAUGAAAGAAUGAAAAAGCAGAGGGAAGUGAAAGUUUUCAAGGAAGUUCAGUAUUAUUUAUGAUUCAGUAURUUUUGACAAAGGUCAAGAGGAGCAGAUAAAAUGAAGUAUGGAAAGYGAACUGCUUUUUUUUCUUAAGUGUUUUUCUAAGAUUUGUUUUCAUACGGUGAGCCUUGAAAUGUUGAAAUGAUGCCACUGCUGUUUGUGUCACCAUACAGAAUGACUUCUAAUCAUAUUAUGCUGCAGCAGAAUACUGAUGGUUUGUGAAACAGUAGAAUAUGUAACUUAAAGCUUUGUU